AUGAAGUUGAAGAUCGAGCUAGCCAAUAUAGAAGGCGAACGUCAGAGGGAACAAGCUGACUUUCAGAAGGAAGCUUUUCAGUACUAUGCUGAGGUCAUACAGUACUAUGCAACGUAUGUUUCCGUCUGGCUGGACACUGAUGCCUCCACCUGGCUGGACACUGAUGCCUCCACCUGGCUGGAAACUGAUGCCUCCGCCUGGCUGGACACUGAUGCCUCCACCUGGCUGGACACUGAUGCCUCCGCCUGGCUGGAAACUGAUGCCUCCACCUGGCUGGACACUGAUGCCUCCGCCUGGCUGGACACUGAUGCCUCCACCUGGCUGGACACUGAUGCCUCCACCUGGCUGGAAACUGAUGCCUCCACCUGGCUGGACACUGAUGCCUCCACCUGGCUGGACACUGAUGCCUCCACCUGGCUGGACACUGAUGCCUCCACCUGGCUGGACACUGAUGCCUCCACCUGGCUGGAAACUGAUGCCUCCGCCUGGCUGGACACUGAUGCCUCCACCUGGCUGGACACUGAUGCCUCCGCCUGGCUGGACACUGAUGCCUCCACCUGGCUGGACACUGAUGCCUCCACCUGGCUGGACACUGAUGCCUCCACCUGGCUGGACACUGAUGCCUCCACCUGGCUGGACACUGAUGCCUCCACCUGGCUGGACACUGAUGCCUCCACCUGGCUGGAAACUGAUGCCUCCGCCUGGCUGGACACUGAUGCCUCCACCUGGCUGGACACUGAUGCCUCCGCCUGGCUGGAAACUGAUGCCUCCACCUGGCUGGACACUGAUGCCUCCGCCUGGCUGGACACUGAUGCCUCCACCUGGCUGGACACUGAUGCCUCCACCUGGCUGGAAACUGAUGCCUCCACCUGGCUGGACACUGAUGCCUCCACCUGGCUGGACACUGAUGCCUCCACCUGGCUAGACACUGAUGCCUCCACCUGGCUGGACACUGAUGCCUCCACCUGGCUGGACACUGAUGCCUCCGCCUGGCUGGACACUGAUGCCUCCACCUGGCUGGACACUGAUGCCUCCGCCUGGCUGGACACUGAUGCCUCCACCUGGCUGGACACUGAUGCCUCCACCUGGCUGGACACUGAUGCCUCCACCUGGCUGGACACUGAUGAGUCCGCCUGGCUGGACACUGAUGCCUCCACCUGGCUGGACACUGAUGCCUCCACCUGGCUGGACACUGAUGCCUCCACCUGGCUGGACACUGAUGCCUCCGCCUGGCUGGAAACUGAUGCCAUCCAAUAG
Molecule: messenger RNA, 1257 nt
Organism: Procambarus clarkii (red swamp crayfish)
Lineage: Eukaryota; Metazoa; Arthropoda; Malacostraca; Decapoda; Cambaridae
Source: RefSeq, a predicted model, not a curated record